UUAUAUUGUUACAACUUAUAUUGUUUGAAUCAUUUUGUUUUAUGAGACUCCAAAUGACCUGUUUUCAAAUAGUAUUUUCAAUUAAUUUGGAUUUUACGCGCGUAAUGUGAAUCUCAAGCAUGCAGACGCGCAAAUCCAAUCUCGGUGUUAAUUUAUUUUAAUUGCUUGCGAUGUUAAAACAGUCGGAACACCGACUAGAAAUUGAUAUAUAGAAGAAAAAAAACCCCUUUAUCCGUAUAAAUGAAUAAAAUCUCAGGAAUAAUUUAAGGUUUUCUUAUUUAAAAAUACUAAUAACACAUAAUAAAGAUUUAGCUUCCGUCUAACUCUUUCAAAACAGCCCUGUAAACUUCCUCUUAUGUGAUUCAGCCUCUGUCACAUUUACAGCUAUACCAUUAAAGACACACAAUACGUCCUCUCCAAUCACAUAUCUGCCGGGACAGCUUCAGGGGCAACGGUGGUCCCACUUUUGGCCACCUGCCCCGCGACACCUGGUAAACGAUACGGCCUCCCUGCGCAUGCGUAAUAGCCUGCCAAAAAUCCCAACGCUGUUUCGCCUGUCAACCAAUAGUGUUCCAAUCUGUCCAGAGAUAAAGUCAGAGCAGCGUGGAGAGGAGUGGAGUCAAGUGGAGCGGAAGAUUUCAGACCUGAGCAGCACCGACUUGAAGGAGAUUAAAAACAUGCCGAGGUCGUUCCUGGUGAAGAGUAAACGGGCCCACAGCUACCACCAGCCCCGAUACCUGGACGAUGACUGCAGCAGACUGGACACUAUUCUAUCUCACGUGUGCGCAGAGACCAAAUCUCACGCGGAGUUUGAGAACAACUUGGAGCCGAAGGAGGAUGUGAGCGCCGGCGCUGACAGGCUGUCCCCCGGGUCCAGGCUGCUGUCCCCGGGGUCUCUGUCCUCCAGCUCCCCGCUGAGCUGCGGAGGCAGCGUGUGUGACCGGUCCUCAGACUGUGAUUUCUGGCGUCCCCCGUCUCCCUCCUCCUCACCAGAUUCAGAGAAAUGCUCCACUCCAGCGGCGGAGGACAACCACCACUUCAACAUCCCGCUCUUCCCUUACUCCUGGACGGCGUACUCCGGCUCCGAGCUGAGGCAUCUGGUCCAAGGGCCGUACCAUCGCCACCUCCAGGGCCACAGGGAGCCUCACUCCCCUGGCAGCAUCUACAGUGCAGAGGACGGCGGCGCUGAGCCGCAUUACGCACAGCGGGGCCCGGUAGCCGGAUGCUACCAGGACUUUUCUUCAACGGCCCACCAGAUCCGCAGGAUGCGGGAUGGAGACGAGCUGUAUGUGGAUUUAAAGCAGAAGCCGCGCGGUGCGGAAAUCAAGUCUGAAAAUGACUUCAUCUGCUCCAACAUCGAGUCAAACGGAUCCUAUAAGUGCAUUAAAUGCUGCAAGGUGUUCUCCACGCCUCACGGGUUGGAGGUUCAUGUGCGGCGAUCACACAGCGGGACGCGGCCGUUUGAGUGCGGGAUCUGCGGGAAAACCUUCGGGCAUGCAGUGAGCCUGGAUCAGCACAGAGCGGUUCACUCACAGGAGAGGAGCUUCAGCUGUAAAAUCUGCGGCAAAAGCUUCAAGCGCUCCUCCACGCUGUCCACGCAUCUACUCAUCCACUCGGACACGCGGCCUUAUCCGUGCCAGUACUGCGGGAAGAGAUUCCACCAAAAGUCAGACAUGAAAAAACACACAUUCAUCCACACAGGUGAGAAGCCGCACAAGUGCCAGGUGUGCGGGAAGGCCUUCAGUCAGAGCUCCAACCUCAUCACGCACAGCAGGAAACACACGGGCUUCAAACCUUUCGGCUGCGACCUGUGCGGGAAAGGUUUCCAGAGGAAAGUGGACCUGAGGAGGCACAAGGAGACGCAGCACGGACUCAAAUGAGCAGACUUCGAUGCUUUGGCAUGAAAUCCUGCACUUUGAAUGUACUCUGACUAUUUAUAUGGUCGUGUUUUAUUUUAUUUUUUGUUUGUUGCAUUGCCCUGUCAUUGUUCAAUGUAGUUAAUUAUUUAGCCUGAGAUAUUCUGGUUGAUUUUACGGAAAUAAAAGUUUAUUUAUCGGG
This is a messenger RNA of Epinephelus fuscoguttatus (brown-marbled grouper), 2058 nucleotides long. RefSeq names its product growth factor independent 1A transcription repressor a (gene gfi1aa). The coding region runs from base 516 to 1880 and encodes 454 amino acids. The transcript is spliced from 6 exons. NCBI's taxonomy places the organism in Eukaryota, Metazoa, Chordata, Actinopteri, Perciformes, Serranidae. Gene Ontology annotation, cellular component: nucleus. The record is from RefSeq and is a predicted model, not a curated record.